Molecule: messenger RNA, 1001 nt
Organism: Quercus robur (English oak)
Lineage: Eukaryota; Viridiplantae; Streptophyta; Magnoliopsida; Fagales; Fagaceae
Product: cold shock protein 2-like
Exons: 1
Coding region: 167-724 (185 amino acids)
Molecular function (GO): zinc ion binding; nucleic acid binding
Source: RefSeq, a predicted model, not a curated record
GGAUAAUGCAAUUCCAACUUCGAUGCCACUCUAUCACUCGUACUCGUACCCUCUCAGCCCUCGUCGACCCUUUCCUCUUUCCCCUAUGGCCAAUCACUACUGAUUAAAAAAAAAAAAAAAAAAAUCGAAGAAGAAAGUUCUAGAAGAUUCGAAAAAUUCUAGAUCAAUGGCGGAGACGAAGAGAUCGACGGGCAUAGUGAAGUGGUUCAGCGCGCAAAAGGGGUUUGGAUUCAUAACUCCAGACGAUGAAGGCGAGGAUCUCUUCGUGCACCAGACCUCGAUCCAAUCCGAUGGGUUUCGGACUCUUUCGGAGGGUCAAGCCGUCGAGUUCUUCAUCGAUUUUGGAGACGAUGGGCGCACCAAGGCCGUCGAUGUGACUAGCCUCACCAGAUCGCACCGCGGCGGUGGAAGAGGAGGUGGGAGGGGUAGAGCUGGUAAUUUUGGCAGAUUUGGUGGUGGAAGGAGUGGUUUUGGACUAAGAGGUGGAACUGGAAGAACUAGUGGCGGCGGUGAGUGUUACAAUUGUGGGCGAAUUGGUCAUUUGGCUAGGGAUUGUUAUCAAGGCUACAGUGGUGGAGGCAGCGGCGGUGGUGGUGGUGUUGGGACUCGGAGAUACGGCGGAGGCGGUGGUGGGCGUGGAUAUUAUGGUGGCGGUGGCGGAGGAGGAGGGUGUUAUAAUUGUGGAGAAGAAGGACAUUUUGCGAGGGAUUGCCCUAACGCUUAAAAUAUUAUUACACGUGGCGUGUCCUGAUUGGUUAAUUGGGCAUAUAAAUUUUUUUUUUUUUUGGUUGGGUUUGUAAUUUUCUUUUGUUGGGUGCUGGGAGAUUGUUGUUGGGAAUGGAAUGCAAAGCGCGCUUGGUUUUGUCACCAAAUUAUUUCUGGUUGUUGGGUUUUUGCUGGGUAAGCUUGUUUUUAAUUUUUUUUUCUUCUCCCCUAAGUUUCAUAAAUAUUACAUAUAUGGUCAAUAAUUGAAUUAAUGAAAAGGUAUAUUUGUUGAUACA